CCAUAUUGAGCAAUUUCUCAGGGAAGUGUCCCUGGGUGCUACUUGGCGACUUUUAAAAAGUGAUAUUCAGGGCGCUUGGGGGAAGAAACCCCCCGAACGCUAUUGCUUUCCAAGCAUCAAAACUUUCUGAACUUUGCCAUAGGCGUAAAAAAAGUCUGUUGUUUAGUAAUAUUUUUUAUUUGGUCGUGUGAAAUCAUGGAGUGCUGAAAAUGUCGGUGAAGACGUGUGAUUGUUGCUUUUCUACUUGCGGGUCGACCGUUUUGGUUGGUGCACACGACAAUUUUGAGGCCGGGGGACGGUUGAGGGUGGUGGUGGAUGAUAGAGGAAGAGACAUCUGCAGAAAUGGACAGGAAAAACUCGAGUCGAACAUCAUCAGUUCCGCCCAAAUCCAAUGGGUGUCAAGAACCUAAAAAAUCAGAGAAUGGCAAUGGUGGCCGGUUUACUCGCCACAAGAAGCGAGAGCCCACGGUGGCACGUCCCAGACAAGACAAUGGGGUGGUACGCAAGCCGACUCCGCAAAAGAGUCGAGCCUCGACUGAUAAGAGACCUAGAUCUAGAGGGCUUUUCGGUGAUAGGCAAAGGGAAGAGGUGAGUCCAGGUGAGGAAAGGGUUGAGUACGGCACAGCCCUGCAGAAAGGAUCCCGAAAAGGAAACCUCAACCACCUACUGAACUUCACGUACGCCCCUCGCGAUACCGGUGAUGGUGUGAGCGGGCAGGGACGAAGCUCCCAUGGAAGAUGGCCACGUAGGGGUCACUACAAAACCAAGUACAACAAGGAACAGUUCCUUCAGGCAAACUGUCAGUUUAUUGUGAGGGAAGGGGAAGACUACUCUGUACAUAGUGCUGACCCAGACAAACUAGUAGACUGGGACCUUGUCGAGCAAGUGAGAGUGUGCAGCUCAGAGUUGCCAUCCUGCCCAAUCUGUUUGUAUCCACCUGUGGCAGCUAAGAUAACGCGCUGUGGUCACAUCUACUGCUCAGCCUGUAUGCUGCACUACUUGGCCCUGGGAGAGAAGAACUGGAGAAAGUGCCCCAUCUGUUACGAGGCUAUCCACAAGGGGCAUCUGAAAAGUGUGCAGACCAAAUGUGCCCACAGCUAUAAAGUGGGUGAAGAGAUCACGUUUCAGCUGAUGAAGAAGGAAAAGGGUAGCACCAUGGCUUUGCCAAAGUCCUACUGGACACAAAGGGGUGGUAAACCUCUCUCACUUAAUGAUGAGCUGGUGAGCCUGACGACAAGCCUGGUAGUGGCCACUGAGGAGGAAGUGAGACAGCUGAUCAUAGAGCCAGAGAGACGGGCCCUGGAGAAGCAGCUAUCAGCAGACACUGAGGAAUCAGAGACCUGCUUUAUUGAAUCAGCCUUGGCUUUACUGAAGGAAAGAGUUGAUGAGCUGAAGGGAAAUAGAAUGAUCAAGGAGGAAGUAAAGAAGACUUUACAGCCCGUCUUGGAGUUCAAAGAUUCUGAUGAGGCUACCCCAGUCACUUCACCAAAGAAGGGGAUACUCAAUGAGAGCAUUGUGCAGUAUUCCGAUGCAUUCCUUGAUGAGGAAGCUGUAAAGCAAGAGGCAGAAGUGACAGGAGAGCUUCAUCAAGGGGAGGAAACCAGCGGAUCUGAGACAGUUGUACAGGAGACUGAGGAGAAUGGGAACAAUGAUGAGACACCAGGGACGAGCCCUAAUUUAGUUGCUGAAGGAUCCCCAGAGGUCACAAUGCUGAGUGGGGAGCAGUCAUUACCUGUAGAGGAGGCCCUAGAAUACCUAGCUGUAGAGGAAGAGGCCAAGCCAGAAGAGCGUCGCUCGGGGAAUACAUUCUAUUAUUUCUAUCAGGCCAAGGAUGGACAGCAUAUCUACAUCCAUGCUGUGAAUGCAAGGUGUCUGGUAAGGGAAUACGGGAGCCUGGAGAACUGCCCGGAAACUCUGACAGCCACUGUGGUGGAGAUAGAGAGCGUGUUUAUGACAGAGGAGCUGAGAAGACGGUUACGUUACCUGUGUCACCUACCCCUCACCUGUGAGUUCCAGGUGGCCGAGGUUCUCCUGAAGCCUCCUGUCGUCUCCAGAGACACGCUUAACUGCUUUGCAGGUGAAAUUGAGAGGAGGCAACGAUUGAGACAAAAGAAGACCCGAGAUGAAAGAAAACAUACGAAGAAAAUUGAAGCACAAGAAAAGCUAAAGCAUGGCUUUUAUCCAGAGUUGCGUAUCCCACUGAACAGCUCUGCACAGUUUCCUACCACCACAGGAGAGCGUGAGCUGGGAUCUAGCUCCCCCUCUUCUACAUCUUCACACUCCACACCGGUCACAAGUCCUACGAGUGCUAAAGGGUUGAAUGUAUUUGCUAGUGAGUUUGUACCAGUGGGAGGAGGAACCAGCUCCUCUAGCCCUGCCAGCUGGGGAAGAGACUCAGGCACCAGGUCCUUUGCUACGAUGCUGAAGGAAGGGAAGGCCAUGCCUAAAGUCUGGCCUAAGUCCAACACCUCGGCUGACUCUACAGUCAGACCUGGGGUUGAGAAACCUAUCCAGCGUCGUCUAGACAGCGAUGAGAGUGACCCUGAGGACAAGGUUCCCGUCCCAGAGUUCCACUCGGCUUUUGAAGAUGCCAUCCAGCAGGCAUUUGAUAACCUGUCCAAGUCAAAAGGGGUGUUAACUGAGACAGAAAAAGCCAUAGAUAAUGGGCCAGGACGGAAAAAGAAAAAGCAGAAGAAGUUAUUGUUUACAACAACCAUGACAAGAGGAAAAUAGUCUGUCUCUGUGACUG
Messenger RNA from Liolophura sinensis, 2749 nucleotides. Its product is annotated as E3 ubiquitin-protein ligase RNF10-like. The record is from RefSeq and is a predicted model, not a curated record. Gene Ontology annotation, molecular function: metal ion binding; transcription cis-regulatory region binding. Lineage: Eukaryota; Metazoa; Mollusca; Polyplacophora; Chitonida; Chitonidae. The transcript is spliced from 18 exons. Gene Ontology annotation, biological process: positive regulation of transcription by RNA polymerase II. The coding region runs from base 316 to 2733 and encodes 805 amino acids.